Seminavis robusta is the source of this 4884-nucleotide messenger RNA. Lineage: Eukaryota; Bacillariophyta; Bacillariophyceae; Naviculales; Naviculaceae. The record is from the annotation of a GenBank genome assembly.
AUGAGUUGGAUUGCUCGAACACUGAGCUCCCGUAGCGCAGCAGCUGAGAUAUCAGUGGACGGCAGUGCGGGAGUUGCCGCAAAGAUGGCAGACGAAGCAGACAUACGGCACAUCCUCAGUGAGGGCGCAAUCGACGGGUACAAAAGUGCUGAGAAUGAGAAAAUUCUCUCCACCAAGUUUUCAGCUGAAGAAGUCGUUCGAGAACGACUGAAAAUGGAAGAGGAGGAUCCUUUGUUGGAGUCUCUGACCGAACAAUCUCAACCAAGCGGAGAGACCAGAGAAGCCAAUGAGACCGAAUCCCGUCCAAAUCACUUGGUGGCUCCCACGUCAACAACAUCCUCAUCUACCUCGUUUCACGAAGAAGCGGAACUCUGGCGACAAAAGGCCGCGCAACUGGAAAGCACCCUCACAUCUCUCCAAAACCAAACUGACGAAGAACGCAGAGCUCAUGAAUUGCAAUUGAACUCUGUGAAGAAGGAAGUCGACCAGUGGAAAGAGAAAGCAACCGAAGCGGAAACCAACUCCCAAAAGGCCAAGGAGGAACUGGGACAGAUUCGAGCCAAGGCACGCAAGUUAGCUGUGGAAGCAAGACAGACAAUGGAGGCCGGACAGCAGGAGUCCCAUUCCAUUGUCAUGUCCUUGCGACAAACCAUGAGCUCCCUGAAGGACGAGUGGGAUACCGAGAAAGGUGAACUCACCCAGACAACUUCGGAGUUGGCAGACAAGGUGAAAGAUAUGGAGAUCAAGCACGCCGAGACCUGGGAGACAGCACGAGAGCAAGUUAAAACAUUACAAGAGAAACUAGCCAAGACGGAAGAAACUACGAAAGCAACUACUGCCAACAAGGACUCUGUCAUUGAGAUCCUGCAGGAGGAAGUGGGCGCACUAACACUUGAGAAGAACACAGCUGUGGCUGCCAAUGAAGCUUUGCAAAAGGAACUGGAUGAAGUCAAAGAACAGAACACCCUGGCAGCAAAGGGUAUCGAACACUUUCAAGAUCAACUGCGAGUGCUGGAACAGGGCGUCUCAAAGAAGGGGAUUGAGUACCAGGAAAAGUUGGAUUUGGUAGAGAAGUUGCUGGAGAACUCAAACGAGGCCAACGAAAAGCUCAAUUCGGACUUGUCUGAUAUGCGGGAUGAAUUGAUUGCGUCCAAGCAGGAGAUAGUCGCAUACAGUACAAAGACCGCCCGGCUGGAUCAGGAGCUGGGCCGGGCAAACACAGAAGCCCGGAAGGUUCCAUCGUUGGAAGUUGACCUGCAACGAAACAAGAACCGCGUCGUCUUUCUGGAGCAAGAUGUGGCGAGCAAGGAAUCGGAGCACAAGGUACUGGUAGCCGAAAUCAAGGCAUUGAAGGAAGAAGUCGGCAAGCUCCCAGCGGCCAACCAACGGAUUGAAGUGCUGACGGCAAAGGGCGACGCGUUGCAAAAAGAAGCAGACCAACUCCCAGAUGCCCAACAACGCAUCCGCGAUUUGAUAGUUCAAAACGAGGCGACCAAGGCAGAGUAUGACCAAGUCAUCACUGCAAUGGCCGCGAAAUACAAGGCGGUGAAACAAGUUGCCGAACAGCUACCAGCUGCCAACCAACGCGUCCAGGAAUUGACCGGCGAGAGCUACCAGCUUCAGACACAAGCAGAGAAUGACCGACACCAAUUGGAGGAGACCAUGAAGGAGUUUGCCACUGUGCGAACACAACUAAAAGAGACGAUUGCGCAGCUUGAACAAACCAACGAAUUUCGAGCGGUGCAACUGCAAGAGGCGGCUGCGCGUAUUGAAGCGUUGCAGGAACAACUACAGUCUGUCCAACGGGAGAACGAGGAAAUCAAUCAAGUGAAGAAAGAGAUUGAAGCCGCAUACACUGUUGAGCUAGGAGAGCUCAAGACUAGGAUGCAGCAAACCCAAGGAGAGCAAAAUCUCAUUGUAGAGGUGGCUCAAAGCGAAAGCAAGGCCAUGCUCAGCAAGGCAGUGGAAGCUCAGUCUCUGGCAGAUGCUACCUCUUCCCAAUUGGAGAAGACGACAGCCAUGCUUGAGUCGUUGACUGAAGAGAAGGCGCAAAUAUCCAUUGUGUUGAAUUCAACUAAAAAUGAGCGAGAUGCACUUCAGAGCGAGUGUGACAACCUGCAGACCCGUGUGGGAGAAUUGGAGCAGGACAAAGUCAAAGCAAGGGCAGCAAGGGAAAAGCUUUCUGUGGAACUUGAGAGCGUUCAGGAGGAACGUGAUGAGCUUCACCAUCAGGUUGCUGCAUUGAUACAGUACAAGGGCAAAGCGAUGCCGUCUAUCAAGGCAUUGACCGAAACAAAUGAAGGGCUUUCCAUGGUGCUCGAAUCAACUACAGAAGAGCGAGACUGUCUAAAGUCUCAGGUGGAGGAGUUGGAACAAUUCAAAGCCGAAAACAUCGGGCAUCUCAAGACAUCUAGGGGCGCAGAGCAACAGCUUUCUCAUUGGCUUGAUGCGACCCGAAAAGAUCGUGACACCUUGCAAACUCAAGUGGUCGAGUUGGAACGAUUCAAAGCAGAAGCUACGAUUUCGAUUGAAGAAUUGGACUCAGAGAAGACGCAGCUUCUAGAGGAAAAGGAGAAACUUCUUUCGGAGCAGGAGUUGUCUCAAAAGGAACGCGAGGACCUUCAGUCGCAAUUGGAAGAAUUGCAGCGGUAUAAGAUUGAAGCCAUGGCAACGAUCCAGUCCUCUGAAGAGGACCUGAAACGCGCCAAGUCAGAAACAGAGAAGAUCAGCGCAGAGUGCGAUGCUAUGAUGACGGAAGUGCAAGGGGUCAACGAAUUGAAGGCAGGGCACCAAAAGGCAAUCGCCAAGUUUCAGACUGCUCUAAAAGAGGUGCAAGAUCGAUAUUCGGACGAAAAGAAGAAGGUGGAAGUCGCCGCCAUUCAAAUCGAACUCGCGGCAGAGGAGAAUGCGAAACUUCAGGUUGCCGUCAAGUCGCUCCAAUCGACCCUUGGACUGGCUCAAGCGGCAUCGAGACAAGACAAGUUUCUUUCGGAUGAGUCAUCAGCCACAUUGGCUGCCCUUACGAAGCAAAAGACUGAGCUCCAAGCGCAGGUGGAAGCUCUGCAAAAAACGAAGACGGAACUGGAGUUGUCCACAGUGUCGUUGCGAUCUUCUCUGAAAGAGGUUCAAGGCAAGUAUGAGCAGGAACAAGGUCGUUCUGCGGAAGCUUUGUCCAGAUUGGCGGUCGCUGAGGAGAGCCACAAGACCCUUCAAUCCUCGUUCAAAUCCAUGGAAACUGCCCUCAAGGAAAGCCAAGGAAAAUCAAUCGAAAACCUAACCAAGGUGGAAGGCGCAAUUUCUCAAUUCAAGGCCUCGGAGGAAGCUCACAGAGUACUGCUAGAAACCGAGAAGGAACAACGGGAGCAUCUGGCUGCUGAACUGGACGAAGCCAAGCUGGCUCUGCAAAGUGCUCAACAGAAGAUUGAAUCCGUGGAAUCGGAAUUGGCCAGGACCAAAAGUCUACUAGAGGCUAGUGCUGGGGAUGCUGCAUCCUUCAACAAACACGUCGCUGAGUUGCAUGCUGAAGAGCAGAAGAGCUUGACCGAGCAAAUCACAAAGCUUCGGUCGGAACUUGAGGUUGCUAAGGAGGAAGCCAAAACAAAGGCCGGGGAUGCUGAAUCCUACAACAAGCGAGACGCUGAGUUGCACGCAGAAGAAAAGAAAAGCUUGAUGGAGCAAAUCACCAAGCUUCAAUCGGAAGUUGAGGUUGCCAACGAGCAAGCCAAAUCCAAUGCUCUCGAGAUGUCUUCGACGCUUGGCAACGAAAUGCAGCGCCUUGUCGAGGAGCGCGAAGAAGCUUUGAGGAUGAAGCAGGAGUUGGAGAGAGAAAUGCUGCGAGUGGCGGAAGCGCGAGACAUUGCAGUCAAGAGCAAGCAAGAGUCUGUAGAAGAAGUCCGACAGAGCAUGCAAGAGCUGGAAGAAGCGUCUCAGCAACAGAAGAAAGAGUUGGAGAUCGAGAUGCAGCAACUGAAAAAGGAAAGCGCAGCAAAUGCGAAGACCAAAGAGUCGCUGGAGGCUUCUCUGGAGUCGGCAAGGUCUAGUCUCGAGUUGACGACGUCCAAUCUCGAGUCGACAACAUCCAGCCUCAAGGCUCUAGAAGCGAAACAUGCCGACCUCAAGUUCAAGCUGGAGGCAGUGGAAGAAGAGCUCGAGCAAGCGAAGGAGACGAUCGACAAGCUCCACGUCGAGCAAGAGACGGGCGGCCAGCAAGACGAGGAAAGUGCAUUAAAAGAGUACAAACAGAGAAUCAAGAGGCUACGAGAGGAACUAAUUGCUGCGAAGAAACAAGGCACAGCGGAAAAACAACGACUUUCCGGAGAAUUGAAGACCUUGUCCAAGCAAGUCACUGAAUUGGAAAUGGCAAUCGAUUUGAAGGAGAACGACUUUGAGGAAUUGCAGGUAACUCUUCAAACAACCAAAGUUGAGCUGGUGAAAGCCCAAAACGAGCACAGCGGGUGUGCAUCUGCGAUGGAAGCCCUAGAAACCAAAGUGUCUCAGACGGAAGAAAUGCUUCACGAUCUCCGCCAAAAGGAAAUAGAAAUGAUGGAGAGCAUGACCCAUCUUUUGGAAGAACGAGAGACAAAUGUGAAGGCAGCUGAUGAUGCACAGAAAGAGUUCGAGUCUGAGCUCAACGCACUGGCAGAAGAAUUGAAGAACACGAAGGAAGCAGCUGUGCAGUCGCAAGAAGCUUGGGAAACCUCCACAUCCUUGCAUGACUCGAUGCUGAAACGAAUCGAAAACCUGGAGUCUACGGUGGAAGAAAAAGUCAAGCUGUUGGAAUACACACACCGCCGUUUGGAAGCAGUACAAGCGGACAACGACGACUUGGAGAGGCAGAUGGAAGCAAAGGAAAAGAUGAAGCCAUUUUGGCAAUGUGGUCCAUGA